AUGACGCGAGAACAAUACAUACUAGCAACACAACAGAAUAAUCUACCAAAGGCUGAGAACGCACAGCUUUACCCAGUGGGAAUUUAUGGAUGGCGAAAGAGGUGCUUAUACUUCUUUGUCCUUCUGCUGUUGGUUACCAUGAUAGUUAACUUAGCCAUGACAAUUUGGAUUUUGAAAGUGAUGAACUUCACUGUGGAUGGUAUGGGAAAUCUGAGAGUCACCAAGAAGGGAAUCCGACUUGAAGGUAUAUCUGAGUUUCUACUUCCAUUGUAUGUGAAAGAAAUUCAUUCCCGAAAGGAUAGUCCACUGGUCUUACAGUCUGACAGGAAUGUAACAGUGAAUGCAAGAAAUCACAUGGGGCAGUUAACUGGACAGCUGACAGUAGGAGCUGAUGCUGUGGAAGCUCAGUGUAAAAGAUUUGAAGUGAGAGCGAGUGAAGAUGGCAGGGUGCUGUUUUCUGCAGAUGAAGAUGAGAUUACCAUUGGGGCUGAAAAGCUGAAAGUUACAGGCACUGAAGGAGCAGUGUUCGGGCACUCUGUUGAGACACCGCACAUCAGAGCAGAACCUUCCCAAGACCUCAGGCUCGAAUCACCAACCAGGUCCUUGAUAAUGGAAGCUCCUCGGGGGGUCCAGGUGAGUGCUGCAGCUGGAGACUUCAAGGCCACCUGCAGAAAGGAGCUGCAUUUGCAGUCCACAGAGGGGGAGAUAUUUUUGAACGCGGAUACAAUCCGGCUGGGAAACCUACCGACCGGCUCCUUUUCCCCUUCUUCACCCAGUUCCUCCCACUCUCGGCAGACAGUGUAUGAACUGUGUGUCUGCCCCAAUGGCAAACUGUACCUGUCUCCAGCCGGGGUCGGGUCCACGUGUCAGUCCAGUAGCAACAUCUGCUUGUGGAGCUGAAGUGACUGAUCUCUCCUCACACCAGAAUAGCCUUUUGUUCCCGUCCGUCUGCUUCACAGUUCUGCUCCGUUUCCCUCGUGAUCAGUCCAGAGCUUCUCCAAAUGGUCCACAGAGCACCUCCUUCCGGGGUAAGCAGGGAGUCUGGCCACCUUCCCCCUCGAUUUUCUGUGCUGCUCGACCCGGCGAGUGUGAGUGACAGAACGGUGGAAGAACCAUCUUCAGCAGGAAAACUGGAUCAUAAUCUUUGCUCAAAAGGGAGAAUAACAUAGGUGCCUUUGCUACAUGAAGUGAAGCACACAGUUUUAGAUUUUUGCAGGACCUGGAUAUGGACUGCACAUAUAUACAUUUACAUAGAUGAAAUUCCCAGUAUCCAAUGGCAAGAUGACAUGGUUAACCCUGUAAGAAAACUAAUUCUACAGUCUGAAA
Messenger RNA from Capra hircus (goat), 1326 nucleotides. It is a transcript of the gene SGCZ, whose product is annotated as sarcoglycan zeta. Gene Ontology annotation, cellular component: sarcoglycan complex; sarcolemma. The transcript is spliced from 7 exons. Lineage: Eukaryota; Metazoa; Chordata; Mammalia; Artiodactyla; Bovidae. The record is from RefSeq and is a predicted model, not a curated record. Gene Ontology annotation, biological process: cardiac muscle tissue development; heart contraction. The coding region runs from base 1 to 900 and encodes 299 amino acids.